UCCGCUCCUUCAGGCCAUAGAGAGAAUACCAGCAGCCUAGAGUGACCACCGCCGAAAUCCGUCUACCCCUGCGCGGUCCCUCCCACAAGUACAGUGUGGAAACUCUAUGGUGAUUUUUGCGGUUUCGGAGCUGCGGGAUUCGUGGCGAGCUGUUGCUGCAGCACGGGGAAGAGCAUCGGCAGCCGCGCGCCUGUCCCGAGGGCCGCAGAGGAACGACAUGAACUCCCGCCCGGCACCGCUGCCUCGCGCUACCCCCUGGCGCUCCCUGCCUUGCCCGCGCGCCGAUCUCCGCCUCGACCUGGUGCUUUGUGGCGGACAGACCUUCCGGUGGUCUGAAACCAGCCCUGGCUACUGGACUGGAGUGCUGGCAGGACGAGUGUGGACUCUCACACAGUCAGAGGAACAGCUUUGGUACACGCUGCAUGAAGAGGAGAAGGAGGAGGGCAGCAGGGAGGAAGAUGGCCUCUCUGAGCCACCGCUCAAGAAAAGCAGAAAGCAGCCACAGCCUGACACAAGCCGAGCUGGAGUGAGUGAACGCUCCGGCAGCCAUUUGUCAGGAGAGCUGAUCCGGGGAAUGGACGGACUGAACCCAUCACAGAUCCUCCAGGACUAUUUCCAGCUACAUGUAAAUGUAUCGACACUCUAUCAGAGUUGGUCCUAUAUUGACCCCCACUUCCGACAAGUAGCCAUCAAGUUCCCAGGAGUGCGGGUGCUGCGGCAGGAUCCCGUGGAAUGCCUCUUCUCUUUCAUCUGCACCUCCAACAACCAUCUCUCACGCAUCACCAACAUGAUCCAGCACUUGUGCCAGGCCUUUGGGCGCCGCCUGUGUCAGCUGGACACCAAGGCAUACCAUGCAUUCCCUUCGCUGCAGGCCAUGGCAGGGGCAGACACAGAAGCCCGGCUGCGAGAGCUGGGUUUUGGGUAUCGGGCACGGUUUGUUAGUGAGAGCGCCCGCGCCGUUCUGAAGACACUGGGUGGUGCUGCCGGCCUGCAGCAGUUACGCACCGUCCCUUAUGAGCAGGCCCGACAUGCAUUGUGCACCCUUCCUGGAGUGGGAGCCAAGGUAGCCGACUGUGUGUGUCUUAUGUCACUGGACAAGGCUGAAGCGGUGCCUGUCGACACCCAUAUAUGGCAGGUUGCCAAACGGUACUACGGCCAAGAGCUGGGCCUGGGGGCCCGCAGUGUGACGGAGCGCGUACAUCGGGAAAUUGGGAACUUCUUCCGGAGCCUGUGGGGACCAUAUGCUGGCUGGGCCCAGGCGGUUCUUUUUUGUGCUGAUCUAAGAAAGUACCAUGACUCAUCUUCAGAUCCAGACGCCAAACACCGGUGUGCCAAAGUUGCCCGAAGCAGCCAUUCUAUCUUGACAUAAUAAUCUUCCUUUGUUAGCCCACUAUUGUUUGGGAAUUUAAAUCAAGCAAGUAAGAAACUAUUUACUCUACAGCACUGGAGCCAGACAGACUGGAGAACAGGGCUUUGUUUGAGCUGCAGAAGAGGGCCUUUCUGUGGUGCUCCUAUUUAAGCGGAUGCUUUUUUUGCCACCAGGGGGCACUUGUGGUAUGAGCUUGAUGUAUAGUACUGUGGUAUAGAAUAGAAUGCUUUUCCUGUAGCUUUUGUCAUUUGCUUAGGCCGUGGGGUAUAGUAUAUUGUUGUGGCACAGGCCACUUUCUCUGCUGGGCCACUGGAGGCCCCUACUCCACUUAGCAGAGCCAUGACCUUGCUAAGGUCCAAGAGCUAGAACUUAGGUCUGCGCAAGGACUAUGACUGGCUAUCCCAAAACAUACAACAUUGUAAUUCUUACAUGACAGUCUGAUGUGGUGUGCCAGGGAGGGCCAGGCAUGCUGGGAUUUCAUCUGAUAUUAACAAGCUUGUUGGCUUCAGUUACCUGGAUGGGAUUGGCCAGCCGGCUGCCUCGGGGCUAGAUCAGGCCUGCUCAACUUUGCGGGCCCCCAGCUGUUUUUGGACUACAACUCCCAUAAUCCCCAGCCACUGUGGCCAGUAGCCAGGGAUUAUGGGAGUUGUAGGACAACAUCUGCAGGAGGGCCAGAGAUGAGCAGCCUUGGGCUAGAUUCAACUUUAAAGGAAUGUCACCUGGCCUUUCAGGUCUGCCAAGGUUUGUGUGAGAAAAAGCUUGCCCACUAUUUCACUUGUAAAGAACUGUUUGCAAGUUGUGCGGGAGAGAUGGCCCACACUUUUAAUGUUACAGCUCUCUUGAGAUAUUGUAUGUAGUUUUGUAUAUGUAAUGUGUACAUGCUGUGUGUGUAGAUGCAUGCACGUGUGAAGCCCUUGCCACUGGAUGGCAUCUACUUUAUUAUGGAUCCUGGCCACUCGUCAAGGGUCAGUUUGUGUGGCAGACCAAAAAUUGCAUCCCUGAAGCUGUUAGCCCAGGGGGAGAGGGGAGGCUUCCAUUGGCACCAAUGCAAGCUUCUCUUCUGAGGCUAAUAGCAGUGGGUGGGUGGGUGCGACUUAUGUCAGGAGUCAGGUGCAUGAUGGGAAAGGAUUAAAUAAUCCCUCUCAACAUGCCCCAGACCUAAUUCUGAUCAGUUUUUUCCCCCAGCUAUUUAACUGUUUUUUUAAAGCAAGGCCAAAGUAUUUAACGUUACACAUAGUUUGUCCCUGUAGAAAGCAAUGACAUGAAUUAAGCGUGACUGACAAAAAAAUCCCACUUCUUUCAAUGGGACUUAGUCAUGACCAGCUUCAUCUGGAUUAAGGCCACUAUGCUUUGGAGGGAAUUGACACUCUACAAAAAGAGAACCUGUCCCUGCAGCCCACACAGGAGGAGCAUACUGCGCAUUACAUGCGUGUGGCAACAUUCACGCAGUUGUGUGAGAGCACUAUAUGCAAGAACUGCACAAGCAAGCACAGUUGAGCAAUUGCCAACCAUGAGAAAUAAUGUCCAGGAAAUGUGCGGCUGCGUUUGCAUAAUUCUUGCAUGUAGCGCAAGAGCGCUCUUGUGCAACUGCAUGACCAUUACAUUCUCUCUCUCUCUCUCUCUCUCACACACACCCACACACCAACCAACCAUGUUGUGCAGUAUGUCAGCUAGGGACAGUACAGAUCACCAGGCCAGAGACUGAAAUAGCUACAUUGUGCCAAAGUGAACACCAAUCUCUUGUCAACAGUAUUUUUGUCCCACUUUGAGUGUGAUGCCGUGCUACCACCCUCAGUUGUUGAAGAAGCGUCCUUAUUCUUACCUUGUACAGAUGUCUUCCUCCCGUCCCAGCCUAUAUGUUUGCAUAUACAUAUCUUAACAGAGGCUGCCCACUUUAUGGAUAAUUUUCUUAACAGUCUCUCAUGCAGUCCCCAUCAGUGUUCCCUCUAACAGGGAUUCUCAGAUGUUGACUACAACUCCCAGAAUCCCUAGGUGCAAUGACUUUUGCUUGGGGACUAUGGGAGUUGUAGUCAACAACAUCUGGGAAUCCAUGUUAGAGGGAACACUGGUCCCGUCACGGCAUGUUGUGUCUUGCUUAGAAGACUUCUGUCAUUUGAUUCAGAGGCCAGUUGAGAUUGCUUGUGAUGUUCCAGCCUGGCCUCUUACAUUCAAGAAAAUAACAUGAAAUGAAUGAAGAGCCAUCAAAUGUAAUCUUCCCUGGCUCUUGCUUCUUCCUGUGCCUGGAGUUUCUGAACUUCUCGUGCUUUUCCUUUUUCUCAUUCUUUUCUAAGAUGUUUUCCAUUUAAAUUAUAUUCUGUAAGCUAAAUUGUAGGUGCCAUAAACUAAGCACAAUUUAAGACCCACGGAUUUCUGAAGAGAUUUAACAUGUGCUUUGACUCCUCUGUCAGAAUCAAUUGGAUUUUCAAAUGCAUGCAGAUUUGACAGGCUUGUGCCUUGUGUGUUUUAUAAUCUGUAGGUCAUUAUUCUUAUUUCCCAUCCCUUGCCCCUGUUCCUGUUCCUUUUUGUCUUUUUCUGUUUCUAGAUUGUAAGCCUCUCUGGAAAGGGACCUAUUUAUUUUUAACCUUUUAUGAGUGCUUAGUUUUCUUCUAGGUGCUGUCUCAAUUGUAAUUAAUAAACCAACAUUUGCUUCUCUA
Hemicordylus capensis (graceful crag lizard) is the source of this 4023-nucleotide messenger RNA. It is a transcript of the gene OGG1, whose product is annotated as 8-oxoguanine DNA glycosylase. The record is from RefSeq and is a predicted model, not a curated record. The transcript has 7 exons. Gene Ontology annotation, biological process: nucleotide-excision repair; base-excision repair, AP site formation; base-excision repair. Gene Ontology annotation, molecular function: 8-oxo-7,8-dihydroguanine DNA N-glycosylase activity; damaged DNA binding. Gene Ontology annotation, cellular component: nucleus. The coding region runs from base 107 to 1369 and encodes 420 amino acids. Lineage: Eukaryota; Metazoa; Chordata; Lepidosauria; Squamata; Cordylidae.